AUGGAUUAGGAAAAGAAAAUCAUAAAUUAGGAUAUUAAGUAUGUUUAAUUGAAUAAUGGCUAUAAAAUGCCACUCUUAGGUUUAGGUACUUAACCUUACGAUAUAGUAACUAGGGUUACCGUUGAAGAAAUGACAACCCUCCUAUCAAAUGCUCUUGAUUUUGGUUACAGAAAUUUCGAUACCGCAAAAUAAUAUAGAAAUGAAGUAGAAAUAGGAUAAGCAUUUUAAAAUAUAUUUUAGCAAGGAAAAUAUAAAAGAGAAGAUGUAUUUAUAACUACUAAGCUAUUUCCUUUUAAAAUUGAAAAAAAAAUAAAAGAAGUUGUCUAAAAUUCUCUUGACUAGCUUUAAACUAGCUAUAUUGAUCUAUAUUUGAUCUAAUGGAGUUUUACUCCUGUUUUAACAAAUUUUGAUGGGUCUGUUGCAGUUAACCAUAGACCUAUUCAUGAAGUCUGGAGGGAAUUAGAAGAAUGUGUAGAAUUAGGAAUGAUUAGGAGUAUUGGAGUUGCAAAUUUUAAUUGUCAGAUGGUACUUGAUUUGCUAAGUUAUGCUAAAAUAAAACCAGUUGUAAAUUAGAUUGAGGUCACUCCAUAUCUUCCUUAAAUUGACCUAAUUAAUUUCUUAAAAAGAUGCAAGAUUGAGACUGUUGCUAUUUCACCUUUAGGCAGAGCAGGUUGUUUUGAAAAUACCCCCGAAGGAAUGAAAAUUAAAUUGUUAGAAGAAGAUAUUUUUAAAUAAAUUGCUUAGAAGCAUAAAAAAAGUGUAGUUCAAGUAAUAUUAAGAUGUCUAGUUUAAAGAGAAAUAAUGAUGAUACCAAAGACAGCAAAGUUAGAUAGGUUAAAGGAAAAUAGUGAAAUAUUUGAUUUCGAGUUAACAGAAGAAGAUAUGAAAUAAAUUUAUUCAUUAGAAAAUGGAACUAGAGCUAUUAAUUUAAAGCACUCAUAAUGGUUUGGGUAUGUACCUAUAUUUGAUUGA
Messenger RNA from Tetrahymena thermophila SB210, 972 nucleotides. Its product is annotated as aldo/keto reductase family oxidoreductase. The transcript is spliced from 2 exons. The record is from RefSeq and is a predicted model, not a curated record. Gene Ontology annotation, molecular function: aldose reductase (NADPH) activity. Gene Ontology annotation, cellular component: cytosol. NCBI's taxonomy places the organism in Eukaryota, Ciliophora, Oligohymenophorea, Hymenostomatida, Tetrahymenidae.